Clunio marinus is the source of this 3054-nucleotide messenger RNA. The record is from the annotation of a GenBank genome assembly. Lineage: Eukaryota; Metazoa; Arthropoda; Insecta; Diptera; Chironomidae.
AGUGCACAGCCACUAUACAAUGACACUAUAGAUGUCACAAAAAAUCUUGGAGAGCUUUGCGAUAGGCCAUGUAGUAAUAAAUAUCGAAUUUGUUAUUUUAAAUUCACAUUGGAAAAUUAUGCGACAAUGGGACCAGCUUGUGGAUCAUGUGGGAGUUUCACUGGUAAUAUCAGCGACUGCUUCAAUGAUCAAUGUGUAACUGCCGAUGGAGUUGAACGUGGAGUUUUAACAAUUAAUCGACAAAUUCCUGGGCCAUCAAUCAACGUCUGUUAUGGUGAUACGCUGAUCGUUGAUGUUGAAAACAUGAUGAUGGGCUAUGACACGACAAUUCAUUGGCAUGGUAUUGAACAGAGAACUAUUCCUUGGAUGGAUGGAGUUCCAAUGAUAACCCAAUGUCCAAUAGGCUCCGGAAAUACUUUUCGUUAUGAGGUUAGUACUGAUAGACUUGGAACCUACAUGUAUUAUGCAUAUUCCGCUCAUCAAAAAGCAAACGGAAUUUACGGUGGACUCGUAGUUCGCCCGAAAAGCGAAAAACGAAAAUCCUUGUAUGAUGUUGAUUCGAGAGAUUAUCUAAUCGUACUUUCUGAUUGGAUGCAUGAAUUAGCAGAAAUGUACGUUCCUGGCUUGAGAACCCAUCAACCUGGAUUGCAACCAACAAAUUUAUUAAUCAAUGGAAAAGGAACAACACGUGAUUUGGGAACAAGAAAAUCGACCACUAGAACUCCAUUGGCAGUUUUCUAUGUCCAAAGAAAUAGUCGUUAUAGAUUCAGAUUGGUGAAUGCAAUGAGCUUUGUGUGUCCAGUGUUAUUGGAGAUUGAAGGACAUAAAAUGACUGUUAUUACGAGUGACUAUGGUGAAUUGCAACCUAUUACAGUAACCCAACUUGUUUCUAACGCUGGAGAGCGUUUUGAGUUUGUUCUCAAUGCGGAUCAAUUAGGAGUUGACUAUUGGAUGAGAUUCAGAGCACUUGGAUCAUGCGAAGCUAAUCAAAUUGAGCAGUACGCAGUGUUGAGUUACCGAGAUCCAAAUGACCCACAACGAGACUUGCAUGCGUAUCCUCAGAGAACUUUUCCUCUUUAUGAUAGUUCCUAUGGCGAUGGAAGUAUGUUAAAUUUUCCGAAAACAACUUGCGGUGAUCCCAGUGACAAUGAAUAUUGCAUAAGCGAUCUUUAUGCAUAUGAUCAAGGAGCAUAUCUAUGGCUUACUGAAACCCCGCCCACUUAUAAAUUUAUUCUUGGUAUCAAAAAUUUAGCUCAAAGUCCUUCUGUGGUUUUUAAAGAGAAUACAUAUGGGAACAUGUUCACAAAUUUACGUGAUGACGUCAUGACUGUAGGAGCGAUCAACAACAUUUCAUUCACAUUUCAGCCUUUUCCGAUAUUGACUCAAGGAGAAAUGAUUGAGAAUGAAAAUGAUGUUUUCUGUAAUGAAAAUAAUAUUCCUGAAAGAUGUGAAUCGCAAGAAAUUUGUGAUUGCACACAUCGAUUGAAAAUUCGAACACAUGAAUAUGUUGAAAUGAUCAUCGUUGACGAAACUGAUAAUGAUUUAAUUAAUCACCCUUUCCACAUACAUGGAAACCCAUUUGCUGUCGUAGAAAUGGGUCAACAUCCUGAUAAUAUUCCAAUGACCGUUGAACUUGCGAAGACAAUGGAAUUUGGUGACAGCAUGUUACCAGCACCAACACCAAGAUCAUUUCCUCUCAGAGACACGGUUUCUAUUCCAUCAAAAGGUUUUGUCAGAUUAAGAUUACGGCCAAGUAAACUGGGAUUUUGGAUGAUGCGUUUUGUAGAAGAAUGGUACAUGGCAAGGGGAAUGAAUCUUUUAAUUCAAGUUGGGGAGACCAAAGAUUUCUACCAAAAGCCCGAGGACUUUCCAAGGUGUCAAAAUUAUAAGCCAGUGCCAGCUAUUUUAAGUGUUAUUAGUGCACAAUCACUUUACAAUGAUUCAAUAGAUAUUACCAAUAAUCCUGGAGAACUUUGCGAUAGAACAUGUGGGAGUGCAGAUUAUCGACGAAUUUGUUAUUUUAAAUUCACAUUGGAAAAUUAUGCAACAAUGGGACCAGCGUGUAAAACAUGUGGAAGCGUCGCUGGUAAACUCAGUGAUUGUUUCAAUGAUCAAUGCGUUACUACUGAUGGAGUUGAACGUGCAGUUUUGACCAUUAAUCGUCAACUUCCUAGUCCAUCGAUUUUCGUCUGUGAAAGGGAUUUGGUCGUGAUUGAUGUUGUAAAUAUGAUGAUGGGUUAUGAGACGACAAUUCACUGGCAUGGCUUCCAUCAGAAGGAUUAUCCUUGGAUGGAUGGAGUUCCAAUGAUAACACAAUGUCCGAUAAAUUCAGGAAAUACUUUUCGUUAUAAGUUUUGGGCUUCUGAAUCUGGAACUCAUUGGUAUCAUAGCCAUUCGGGUCAUCAAAAAUCAAACGGAAUUUUUGGUGGAAUCGUUGUUAGAAAACAUGUAGAGCGUCAUGCAUCCUUGUAUGAUGACGAUUCGUCAAGUAAUUUAAUCGUUCUUUCGGAUUGGAAACAUGAAUUGGCAGAAACGCACUUUCCUGGCUUACGAACUCAAAGUGGCGGCUUGCAACCGGCAAAUUUAUUAGUCAAUGGUAAAGGAACAACGCGUCACUUAGAUGCAAGAAAAUCAACCACCGGAACUCCACUGGCUGUUUACUACGUCCAAAAGAAUCGACGAUAUAGAUUCAGAUUGGUGAAUGCCGGUGGCUUAACUUGUCCCGUAUUGUUGGAGAUUGAAGGACAUAAAAUGACUGUUAUUGCGAGCGAUUCUAAUGACUUGCAACCAACUACAGUGUCUCAACUUGUUUCCAAUGCUGGAGAGCGUUUUGAUUUUGUUGUGAAUGCAAAUCAAUCUGGAGUUGACUAUUGGAUGAGAUUCAGAGCACUUGGAUCAUGCGAAGCUAAUCAAAUUGAGCAGUACGCAGUGUUGACUUACCGAGAUCCAAAUGAUCCACAACGAGACUUGCGCGCGUAUCCUCAAAAUAAUUUUCCUGCCUAUGAUAGUUCAUACGGGGAUGGAAGUGUAAGAAAUUACAUGUUAGUUUAUUAA